Messenger RNA from Alexandromys fortis (reed vole), 3858 nucleotides. RefSeq names its product UBX domain protein 4 (gene Ubxn4). The transcript has 12 exons. Lineage: Eukaryota; Metazoa; Chordata; Mammalia; Rodentia; Cricetidae. Gene Ontology annotation, molecular function: protein binding. The record is from RefSeq and is a predicted model, not a curated record. Gene Ontology annotation, cellular component: endoplasmic reticulum. The coding region runs from base 212 to 1672 and encodes 486 amino acids.
GGCGGGCUUUUUCUGCCGAGCGCGCUCCCGUGCGCGUCCCCAGGGGGGCGGCUGUCGGGCGUACGAGUCGGUGAGGAGCUGGAUCCUAAGACGCGGCGUCCGACCAGCCGGUGGUUCCCCGAGCCGCGAGGCCGAAAAACGAGGAAGGCGGGCCCGGCUGCGGGACCGCGGCGACGACACACCGAUCGAGCGCCUGGGCCUGAGGGGAGCGAUGCUGUGGUUCCAGGGCGCCAUUCCGGCGGCCAUCGCGUCGGCUAAGAGGAGCGGCGCGGUCUUCGUGGUGUUUGUGGCAGGUGAUGAUGAGCAGUCCACGCAGAUGGCUGCAAGCUGGGAAGAUGAUAAAGUGACAGAAGCAUCUUCAAACAAUUUUGUUGCAAUUAAAAUUGAUACCAAAAGUGAAGCUUGUCUGCAAUUUUCACAAAUUUCUACCAUUAAAUGGCUACAGAGUGUCAUGUUACGUUGCAAUAUGUUUUCUCCCGAGAUGCACUCAUCAAAAGGCGAAACAUCAGUGACAAAUGACAACCAGUCAGAAAGUUCAGUAUCUACCCCUUCUGCCUCAUUUGAACCUAAUGAUGUGUGUGAAAAUACUGAGUCCAGAAAUACAGACCUUUGUGAGACACCAGCGGCUUCUGACACAAAGUCAAAUACUGCAACAGGAGGAGAAUGCUCAGGUCAUGACAGUCCCUCCCAGGAACGUCCUGGAUGUUCAAACCAGAGACCAGCAGAGGAUCUCACUGUCAAAGUGGAAAGACUAACAAAAAAGCUUGAAGAAAGGAGAGAAGAGAAAAGGAAGGAAGAAGAACAGAGAGAGAUUAAGAAGGAAAUUGAAAGGAGAAAAACUGGAAAGGAAAUGUUGGAUUAUAAGAGGAAACAAGAAGAGGAAUUAGCAAAACGAAUGUUAGAAGAAAGAAGCAGAGAAAAGGCAGAAGACAGAGCGGCUCGAGAGCGCAUCAAGCAGCAGAUAGCACUGGAUCGUGCAGAGAGAGCUGCUCGUUUUGCAAAGACAAAGGAAGUAGAGGCUGCCAAAGCUGCUGCCUUGCUGGCCAGACAGGCAGAAGCAGAAGUCAAGAGGGAGUCUUCUGCUCGAGACAGAAGCACCAUUGCAAGAAUUCAGUUCCGGCUGCCUGACGGCUCUUCCUUCACGAGUCAGUUUCCUUCUGAUGCUCCGUUAGAAGAAGCAAGGCAGUUUGCUGCACAGACUGUUGGCAACACUUAUGGUAAUUUUUCGCUAGCAACCAUGUUUCCCAGGAGGGAUUUCACCAGAGAAGACUAUAAGAGGAAGCUGCUGGACCUGGAGCUCGCCCCCAGUGCCUCCGUGGUGCUGCUGCCAGCAGGACGACCAGCCACAUCUAUUGUCCACUCUUCCAGUAGAGACAUUUGGACAUUACUGGGGACGGUGCUUUAUCCAUUCCUGGCCAUAUGGAGACUAAUUAGCAACUUUUUAUUUAGUAAUCCUCCUCCUGCACAGACUUCAGCAAGAGCCACAUCCACAGAGUCUUCAAACCCUGUGUCAUCUAGCAAGUCAGAGAAAAGGGAACCAGUCCGAAAAAGAGUGCUGGAAAAACGAGGGGAGGACUUUAAAAAGGAAGGAAAAAUAUAUAGACUGAGGACUCAAGAUGACGGCGAAGAUGAAAACAACACUUGGAAUGGAAACUCUACGCAGCAGAUGUAGUAUAGCAGGCACAGUGUGUGCAGUCUUCACUGUUUUCCUUAGGGUUCCACUCACACCUUUGCUGGAGAAGUGAAUCUUCUUGUUUUCAGACCAUGUAUACAGCCUUUAUUUCUGCUUAGAGGUUAUGAGUUAAAGUUGUUUAACCUGAAAAUGUCAAAACAUGACAUAGCUGGAUGCUAGGUCCUUAUAUAGGGUAACCAGCUGUUCUCCCAGCCACCUACCAGUUCCUGAUCAAACUUUACAGCCCUCUAGCCCAAUGUUUCAUUUAGAAUACUUUUUGCUUCAAGAUUUUUAAGUCACACAAAGUAAUUGGUAUGUCACUGGGUAAUCUGACCCUAGAGCACUCUGCUAGCUGACCAGGUGAUAACCAGUGUUUAGCGUUUCUCUUCGCACUCAUCAACAACAAACAAAAUCUUGUAGUUUUUGAUCUUACUUAAACCUUGAAUAAAAAAGUUUUCUAAAGAUGAGAAUAAUCUUAUUUUUGCUGUAAGCAUCUUUCUGUUGUACAGGGCUGUAUCAAGGUCACUUUUGUCUGACUUUUUUUCCUCCCAGUGCUGCCCUGAAGAUGUCAGCAAAAUGACUGGCUACCUUUUCUUUAAAGUGUAAAAAUUUAGGGAUUCUAAAUGUUAUAGAGACCAAAUCCCAAGUGCCCUAGGUCACUGAGGCAUUUAUUUGUUCGUUUUGUAACCUGUUCUCGUCAAUGCCAAGCAGUCGAGAAUGGCCAGUCUGCAGCUUAAUUUGCACACUCACAUUUGUUAUAAAGUUUCACAUUUAACAGUCACAUUUCUAGGACCUAGUGUAGACUAGGGUAGAGCACUAAAAUACACCUUCCUUCACUAGGUUAUUCAUACUAAGAGUUUGGAAGACAUUCUCUAAUUGAACUUCUUCCACUAAAAGUUGUAAUGUUUGAAUCAUGGGGUGGGUAUGUGUGACAGUUUCUCUGUUCUUAGAACAACUGCGUGUCAAGGAAGACUGACUUGGAUUUGUGAUUGUAGGAAGAGCUUUCUCCUGUGGGAUAAUAGGUUUGUAAGGUGCGAGUGUUGGCAGGAAGUAGAAUAGCUGCUGAGCUGCUGGGGGCAGCAGAACCUUUCUGAAAACAUGCCCAGAAACUUUAAUGUUUCAUACUUUAACCUUUUCUAAGUAGUAAUGAUCAUCAUUGCAAAAGUUUAGCUAUUACUAAUUUAACUUAAAAACUGGAAACAACUAAAUGCUCUCUGUAGAUGUAAUUUCUGCUGAGAAGUGGUACAUAGUAAUGCAGCACUUGCCAUGUUUACUGAAUGCCUGCUGUGUGUUAGUGAAAAGAAGGUAGGAGACCUAGCAUGAGCUGAGUCCAGCUUGUAAGUUUUGUGUGUAGAGGACAUUGUGUUAACAUGUAUGUAAAGAAAGAGAAAACAUUGUUAAUGGAUGACUAUAUGUCCUAGUUUUCUUGUAGUCUUGAAUUUUUCCAGUCUUCUGUAUUGAUCAUAUUAUUUACAUUAUUUAAAGAGAGUUUUGCCAGGUGUGGUUGGUGGCUCACACUGUAAAUCCCAGCACUUAGGAGUCAGAGGCACUCUAAUUCAGGGGCCAGCCUGGUCUACAUAGCAAGUUUAGGCCAGCCAGGUCCACAAGAUAAAACCUUGCCUCAAAAACAACAAAAAUGUGAGUUUUUGAAAAUUGCUAGCAACCGAUUCAUUUAAAAUCCAGUCUUCUAAAAAUGCAGCAAGCUGGGUGUGGCAUCUCAUGUUUGUAGUCUGAGUACUUAUCCGAGGCAGAGGCAGGAGUAUCAAAAGUUCAAGAUUAUCCUCAGUCAAGUCCAGCAUAGGCGGAAUAAGAUCCUGUCUCCACAUCAGUGAGUAAAUAUAUGAUUUUUUAAAAAAUACUUGUCAAGUGGGUAUGAAUCCUGGAAAAACAUUAAGUACCUCACGUCAGUUUGUCUUGAAGAAAAUCAUAUACAGAUCUUAAAAUGUGCAUAAUUCAUGUUUCAUUAAGAGGGUUCCUUCUUAACUUUAUCUCUUAAAAAAGUACACAUGGUUGAAAAACCUCCAAAAUAUAAGAUAAUGGUGUCUCUGUCAUGGUGAUAUACCCCACUACCAUUCCUCAGAGGCAACCUCUAUUAAUAAUUUCUAAUGUAAUUUUCAGAAAAAAUUUAUGCAUCUAAGCAAAUAUGUAAUGUUUAUUUUUAAAUAAAUGGGAUCAUAUUGUAUGUA